AUGACACGAUAUCAGAUCCUCACAUUGAUAUCAAUGGCAUCUGUCAACUUCAGCUCAAUGAUCUGCUACUCUAUACUGGGGCCAUUCUUCCCCAACGAGGCCAUGAAAAAAGGGGCCAGUCAGACUGUCAUCGGACUUAUAUUUGGCUGCUAUGCUCUGUGCAAUCUGAUGGGCUCGUUAGUACUGGGUAAAUAUAUUGUCCAGAUCGGGGCAAAGGUCAUGCUAGUUUCAGGCUUAUUCGUAUCAUCGGGGUGCACCGUUCUCUUUGGCUUACUCGACCGAGUUCCUGAGGGAGCUACUUUUAUUACUUUGUGCUUUAUCAUAAGGUCUGUUGAUGCUCUGGGCUUCAGUGCUGCAAUGACUUCUUCUUUUGCAAUUUCAGCAAAAGUUUUCCCCAACAACAUAGCAACUGUUCUGGGUAGUUUGGAGAUCUUUACAGGGCUGGGUCUGAUACUGGGACCACCAAUAGGUGGAUGGCUGUAUCAGUCAUUUGGAUACGAAGUCCCUUUCAUGGCUCUGGGAUGCUUUCUAUUUCUUAUGGUCCCCUUCAACAUCUACAUCUUACCAAGCUUUGCUGCUGAUCCUACCAAGGACUCCUUCUUCAGGCUGUUCACACGUCUGAAGAUAGUCCUCAUUUGCUUUGCCAUAUUCACCCUGAGCUCUGGACUUGGCUUUCUGGAUGCAACCUUGUCCAUAUAUGCCAUUGAUAAGUUUGACCUCUCUCCAGGUUAUGUGGGUCUUCUCUUGCUUGGCCUGUCGUUGCCUUACUGUCUGGCCUCACCUCUGCUUGGUAUCGUCAGUGACAGGUUUCCUUCCACGAGGCCAUGGUUGAUGGUGCUAGGAGGCUUGUCUACAGCAACUGGUUUCUGGUUCUUAGGUCCUGUCCCCAUUCUGCAGAUACAGAGUCAGCUGUGGCUGUUGGUCUUCAUGCUGGGUGUCAUAGGAUUCUCUCUAAGCAUGAUUGCCAUCCCCACCUUCCCUGAAAUACUCAACUGUGCAUAUGAAAAUGGAUUUGAGGAGGGGCUGAGCACUCUUGGACUGGUGUCGGGAUUGUUUGGAGCAGUGUGGUCCAUUGGAAUGUUUUGUGGUCCAACGCUUGGUGGCUUCACCACACAGCAGCUGAGCUUUGAGUGGGCUGCUUCUGUUCAAGGAGGCCUGGCCUUUUUAGCCCCCUGGGCCAAGUAA
Messenger RNA from Salvelinus namaycush (lake trout), 1185 nucleotides. RefSeq names its product solute carrier family 18 member B1 (gene slc18b1). The record is from RefSeq and is a predicted model, not a curated record. Gene Ontology annotation, biological process: transmembrane transport. Lineage: Eukaryota; Metazoa; Chordata; Actinopteri; Salmoniformes; Salmonidae. The transcript is spliced from 12 exons. Gene Ontology annotation, molecular function: transmembrane transporter activity. Bases 1 to 1185 code for a protein of 394 amino acids.